Molecule: messenger RNA, 2808 nt
Organism: Botrytis cinerea B05.10
Lineage: Eukaryota; Fungi; Ascomycota; Leotiomycetes; Helotiales; Sclerotiniaceae
Exons: 5
Coding region: 269-2761 (830 amino acids)
Biological process (GO): carbohydrate metabolic process
Molecular function (GO): UDP-glycosyltransferase activity; hexosyltransferase activity
Source: RefSeq, a predicted model, not a curated record
GACCCGCAAAUAGCCUUCCUAAUCAAAACUAUUACAGAGAAGCCUAGCUUUUCACGACACUCACCUUAAUCAGUUUCUGUUGAUCCUAAACAUCAAUGCCGAACAUCAAACUGACCUCACAAUUUUUCAAUACUAAGAUGAAACUUGGGUCUUCGAAUUGGAGAAGAACUCAUCUUAACCAACCUUAAAACUCUAUCAAAUUAUAAUAAACAGCUUUCAAUCUUCUUUUUUCUCUAUAUUCCUACAUCGUAUUUCAAGAAACUUACAUAUGGCAGACUCGAAGUUAUAUGAGCAAGAACACAACCAGGCAGAUUCGCCACCAUCAUACGGAGAAGCAACGCUGUCCGAUACCUUACUUUUCUCCCAAACAACAAAAGCUCGAGACGACGGGCGUAUCGACCUCGAUCUCACAUCAAAUGUUGCAAGGAGACUUUCAAAAUAUCUAGAUAUUCCAUCAUACACUGAUUUUGACACCAAAUUACCUGAAAUCAGGGAGAAUCGACCAUGGGCUGUCAAGCUCAAUAUUGUCAUUCAAGUAGUGGGGAGUAGGGGUGACGUCCAGCCAUUUAUUGCUCUGGGCAAUGAGCUCCAAAAGCACGGUCAUCGUGUGCGUAUCGCAACAUACGAUCAAUUCGAGGACUUUGUCCGACAAGCGAAUCUCGAAUUCUAUCCGAUUGGUGGUAAUCCAGCUGAGUUGAUGGCAUUCAUGGUGAAAAACCCAGGCUUGAUUCCGAGCAUGCAGACUUUGAGAAGUGGAGAAAUCCAGCGAAAGAGAGCUACGAUUUCUGAGAUGCUAGAAGGAUGCUGGAGAUCUUGUUUUAAGCCUGAUAUGAUAUCUGCCGAGCCAUUUGUAGCUGAUGCUAUCAUUGCCAAUCCUCCAAGUUUUGCACACGUUCAUUGCGCUCAAGCACUCGGCAUCCCACUGCAUCUCUGUUUCACUAUGCCUUGGUCACCAACAGCAGCAUUUCCGCAUCCACUAGCAAAUAUAAAGACAUCCAGUGUCGAUGUCGGAACUGGAAAUUAUCUUUCUUACUUACUGGUAGAGUGGAUGACAUGGCAAGGUCUAGGAGAUAUUAUAAACAGUUUUCGAGAGAGAAUUGACCUUGAACAUGUACCAUACUCUGAGGGACCCACGCUGGCAGUCUCCCUCAAGAUUCCCUUCACCUAUUGUUGGUCUCCUGCACUCGUCCCAAGGCCUAUAGACUGGCCACCCCAUAUAGAUGUCUGCGGAUUUUUCUUCCGGGAUACACCGGUAUAUACCCCACCGCCGGAGCUUGAUGCAUUCCUACGAAUGCGAGGACCACCGGUUGUAUAUAUUGGUUUUGGUAGCAUUGUCAUCGACGAUCCAGAAGCCUUGACGGGUACUCUAUUGGAUGCUGUUCAUGCUCUUGGUGUCCGAGCAAUUAUCUCGAAAGGCUGGAGUAAGUUGGGUGGAGCCGAUUUUGAGGACAUCUUUUAUCUUGACGAUUGUCCCCACGAAUGGCUGUUCCAGCAUGUAUCGGCUGUCGUACACCACGGUGGUGCAGGAACGACAGCAUGCGGAUUGAGUAAUGGACGACCUACAAUGGUUGUACCCUUCUUCGGAGAUCAACCAUUUUGGGGAGAAAUGAUUAAUGCAGCAGGCGCCGGACCGACUCCAGUACCUUUCAAGUCUCUUAACACCAAGAACCUUGUAGAAGGCUUGAAGUUCUGUCUAACAAAAGAAGCUGCAAUUGCGGCAGGUAAAAUAGCAUCGAAGAUGGUGAAGGAAGAUGGAGUUAAGGCUGCUGUAAGAUCUUUUCAUGCCAAUUUACCUCUUGAAGAUCUUCGCUGUGAUUUGUUGCCAGAUAAGCCGGCAGCUUGGCGAUACAAGCACAAGGAAAAGACUAUCAAGCUCUCGAAAUUUGCUAUGCAAAUACUACUCGAAAACAACAGACUUGAUCAAGAGAACGUGAAGCUACUUGAAACGAAACACAUAGAUAUUUUGCACCGACGAUGGGAUCCUGUCACUGCAAUGGCUUCUGCCUAUAUUGGAAUAGCGACAGACAUUGUCCAAGCGCAAGUAGGAGUUUUCACCAAACCUUACGAGGAGUACAAAAAAGCACAAGCUCAAAACAAAAGCCGCAAAAUUGUAGAUGAGAGUCUAAGCAAACAAGACCCUGAGGUGUCUGACUCUCAUAGCUUGCCAGGCGGCAACGGUGCCAUGAGCAGCUCUUCCUCAAUACAUUCUACAAAUUCACAUAAUAAGAAAUCAGGUACGGCUGGGUUAAUGGCUCGCGCUUCCGGGAAGAGUGCCGGAAAAAUGUUCGUUGCUACUGGUAAAGGAUUUUUUGUAAAUGUCCCUCUUGCAAUGGCAGAUGGGAUGCGUGCAAUGCCUGGCUUCUAUGGUGAUAAAGCUAAAGACUGCGGAAACGUGACAGGAUGGAAGAGUGGGAUGGCUGCGGGCGGAAAGGCUUUUAGCUAUGGGAUAGUUGGAGGAUUGGCAGAUUUAGUUGUGCAGCCCUACAAAGGUGGAAGGAAAGAGGGUGCAUUAGGUGUGGCUAAGGGCAUUGGGAAAGGUACUUUAGGUAUGAUAUCGAAAAUUUCUGGAGGUGCCGUUGGUUUCUAUGCAUAUCCGGCGCAGGGUAUAGCGAAAAGCAUUUCUAAUACAGUGCACACGACAAAAAAGAAAGAAAUUCAAGCCGCGAAAAGAGAAGAAGGCGCUUGGUUAAUCCAGGAAGGCCGCUUGACUAAUGAAGAUGUAAAGGUGAUAAUAGAUGUAUUCGAAUUUAUCAAAAUAUGAUCAGUAAAUUCAAGAUUAUAUUAAAAUGAGAGAAUACGUUAAUAACA